Messenger RNA from Apus apus (common swift), 5250 nucleotides. It is a transcript of the gene SLC26A4, whose product is annotated as solute carrier family 26 member 4. Bases 1 to 2340 code for a protein of 779 amino acids. Gene Ontology annotation, cellular component: membrane. Gene Ontology annotation, molecular function: bicarbonate transmembrane transporter activity; chloride transmembrane transporter activity; oxalate transmembrane transporter activity. The transcript is spliced from 20 exons. Lineage: Eukaryota; Metazoa; Chordata; Aves; Apodiformes; Apodidae. Gene Ontology annotation, biological process: transmembrane transport. The record is from RefSeq and is a predicted model, not a curated record.
AUGGCCGCGGGCGGGCGGGCGGAGGAGCCGCUGGCGGAGCUGAGCCGCUACCUGGUGGCGCGGCCCAUCUACAGCGAGGCGGGCUUCCAGGAGGAGAACGAGCGGCGGCCGGUGCUGCCGCCCACGCUCCGCGAGCGGGCGCAGGCGGCCUGCAGAUGUUCAAGAAAAAGGGCCUUUCAGAUUACCAAGUCCUUUCUGCCCAUCCUGGAGUGGCUGCCCAACUACCGGGUGAAGGAGUGGCUGGUCAGCGACAUCAUCUCGGGCGUCAGCACCGGCCUCGUCGCCACCUUGCAAGGUCUGGCAUAUGCUUUGCUGGUUGCAGUUCCUGUUGGAUACGGUCUCUAUUCUGCCUUUUUUCCCAUCCUGACAUAUUUUUUCCUGGGAACAUCAAGGCACAUCUCAGUUGGUCCAUUCCCUGUAGUAAGUUUGAUGGUGGGAUCUGUUGUAUUGAGCAUGGCCCCUGAUGAUAACUUUCUCAUAGAUGGCAGUAAUGCUACAGGGACUAAUGGUACUGGGACACUGAUAGACACUGAAGCCAGAGAUGCACAGAGAGUUCUGAUUGCUAGUACACUCACAUUUCUGGUUGGAAUUUUACAGGUAGUAUUUGGAGUCCUUCAGAUUGGUUUCAUUGUGCGAUACCUUGCAGAUCCACUAGUUGGGGGAUUCACAACUGCAGCUGCUUUUCAAGUGCUUGUGUCACAAUUGAAAAUAGUCCUAAAUGUUUCAACUAAAAACUAUAAUGGUGUUCUUUCUAUAAUAUAUACUCUUACUGAAACAUUUGAAAAAAUUGGUACCACCAACAUUGCAGAUCUUAUUGCUGGGCUCCUCACCAUUUUUGUCUGUAUGGUAGUUAAAGAAAUAAACGAUCGGUUCAAACACAAGAUACCUAUCCCUAUACCAAUAGAAGUUAUCAUGACAAUAGUAGCCACUGGCAUUUCAUAUGCUGCUGACUUGGAAAAAAAAUACAAUGCAGGCAUUGUUAAGAGCAUUCCAAGAGGAUUUUUGCCUCCCGAACCUCCAGAUGUGAGCCUGUUUUCCCAGAUGAUAGCAGCCUCCUUUUCCAUUGCUAUUGUUGCUUAUGCUAUUGCUGUAUCUGUGGGGAAAGUAUAUGCAACCAAGUAUGACUAUGCUAUUGAUGGAAACCAGGAGUUUAUUGCCUUUGGGUUCAGCAACAUUUUUUCAGGUGCCUUUUCAUCUUUUGUUGCAACUACUGCUCUUUCACGAACUGCAGUCCAAGAAAGUACAGGUGGAAAGACUCAGGUUGCUGGUAUAAUCUCAGCUGGCAUUGUUCUGAUUUCCAUUGUUGCCCUGGGGAAAUUGCUAGAGCCCUUACAAAAGUCUGUGUUGGCAGCUGUAGUCAUAGCUAACUUGAAAGGGAUGUUCAUGCAAGUGCUUGAUGUUCCCCGUCUGUGGAGACAGAAUAAAGUGGAUGCUAUGAUCUGGGUUUUUACAUGUAUAGCAUCCAUCAUUCUGGGACUGGAUUUGGGAUUACUUGCUGGCCUUUUGUUUGGAUUGCUGACAGUUGUGCUGAGGGUUCAGUUUCCUUCAUGGGGUGGCUUUGGAAACAUUCCUGGCACAGACAUCUACAAGAAGGUCAAGGACUACAAAAAUGUUAUAGAACCAGAAGGUGUGAAGAUUCUCAAGUUUUCAAGUCCAAUUUUUUAUGCUAACAUUGAUGGACUGAAAAGCAGCCUCAAAUCCACAGUGGGAUUUGAUGCAGUCAAGGUAUAUAAUAAAAGACUCAAAGCACUGAGGAAGAUACAAAAGCUAAUCAAGAAGGGGAAAUUAAAAGCUACUAAGAAUGGCAUCAUCAGUGAGCCUGGUAUUAAUAAUGAAGCUUUUGAGACUGAUGAGGAACCUGAGGACAAUGAAGAUCUUCAAGUUCCCACCAAAGAAGUAGAGAUCCAGGUGGACUGGAAUUCAGAACUCCCAGUCAAAGUAAACAUCCCCAAAGUGCCCAUCCACAGUCUCAUUCUUGAUUUUGGAGCAGUGACCUUCUUGGAUAUUGUAGCUGUGAGGUCAAUAAAAACGAUAAUUAGAGAGUUUGAGAGAAUUGAUGUGAGAGUAUACUUUGCUUCAUAUCAAGACAACCUUAUAUCUCAGCUGGAACGGAGUGCCUUCUUUGAUGAUAUUGUCAGAAAAGACAUAUUCUUCUUGACUGUCCAUGAUGCUGUGCUCUACAUAAAGAAUCAAAUGACAUAUCAUGACAACCAUGAUCCCAUAUUUGAGAAGAUUUCACUCAUGCAGGAGUCUAAAGAACCCAUAGAAUUCACAGAGACAAGCCGGCCUGAUGAUGAACUUGAUGUUCAGGAAGAGGCUAUGCGCAGACUUGCUUCAUGAAGAUGGACGGCCGGUACUGUCCUGCCUGUGAACUCACAGCAAUAUUUAUGCACCAGCACUAUAUAGGCAUUUUCUGCAAUGAAACCAAUCUUUGCACUUGAACAAGACCCUGAUUGUUUGUCUGAAUGAUACAGAUCUCUAGAAAUCUCCAAAUUUUAGCUAACCCUAUCCUGGAAAUAUUCUGGACCUUGAUUCAGCAAGCACUUUCCAAUAUGAUAUAUUGAUUCAAAAUUAAAAAAAAAAAAAUUAAUAAUCAGAAGACAAAAAGAUGAACUCAGUUUUGGGACCAGUCAGGCAGAAAGCACAUGAUGCUAUUUUAUCAGUGUGUACAGGACAAAAAUGCUGCUUUGUGGUCUGCCCAGGAGAGUUGAAGAGCCCAACAUUUUGGAUGGCAGGCCUUUUGCUGUGUAUUUGCACAAUGCCUAGCAGGAGGGCAGGAGUUCUAGCUGGCCAGGACUGUGAUUCUAGAAUGUUGGUGUGAGCACACAUGCUGACAAUCCUUGAAAAACGUAUUGUGACCAUUUUUUUCCAAGCAAUGCCUUAAAUUGCUGCAGGUUGUUAGAGAACUGAAACAGGUGACAGGUGAAACAGUCACAUGAACUUAAAACAGCACUGAACUACUAGAAGACUUUAAAUAGGGUAAGUUUCAAUAGAAAAGACCUUUGGAUGUGGGCUCAUUAGUUCUGUAUUAAUCCCAUUGUAGCAAAUCAUGCACUGCUAUUAAUGACCAUCCCUAAAAUUAAUUAUACACAGAUUUUUUUUGCUAGGUUACAUAUCUUUCAUCAAGAGGCAGAUCAUGACAUCAAUUAGAUUAAGGAAAACUUUACUUCCCAAGUACUUCAUGGAAUCUGUAGAACAGGCUGCUACUGAGUGCAAGUAAGAAAGCCAGAAUGUGACCAAGUGUAGAGGUUUGUGAUUUUUUAAAAUGGAAUAUAGGAAUUUAUUUAGUUUAAUGAAUAGUUAUAUUUUUAUAUAGCAUGUUUUUUUUUCUUUUAAUACUCUACAUCAGACUGCUGCUGUUCUUUUACAUUUGACAGUCCAUUAUGCACAAGUGCAAUAAUUUUCAAAAGAUAAGGGAUUUGACCUGCAAAACUUUCAUCCUUACUUUAGGACUAUACAAAGUGGGUAAGCAGGAAAUCAAUGUUCCUACAUUUUAUGAACAAGAAAUAUGUUUUGAUGGAAAACAGACUGCUACCUUAAUUUUUUUAGCACUACAUUAAUUUUUUAAAUUGAAAAAACCCCUGUAUGGUUACAGAACAGAUAAUACCAAAAGUGUGUCCCUUUAAGUUUCACUAUGUGGGCUAAUUAGCUUCAGUAUGGUCAUGUAUUUACCUCUCCUUAUUCAAUUAUAUCAGAAAAAAAUUCCUGUAUCACGCUGCACAGAGAUUAUUUUUGCUGCAAGUAAUAUUAGCAGAAAAUCUUUGGUGACAAGCUAAGCACUAAACAAAUUAUUCUGUCCUAAGGACCUGAGUGAACUCCACCAAAAUCAGUGAAAAAGAUUCUGUAAACUUCAGUAAGUUGGACAGAAUCUUACACAGUGGGUAACAGCACCAGACUGGCAUCUUUAUUCUCUAAGUAAGGCCAAAUCUUCAGCCUUCAUGACAGACACUGAAGUUUCUCAUUUCAAAUACAAUACAGGCUUGAAGCUGGAUGAGACUGAUGUCCCAGACCAAGCCAUCAUGAGCACAGGUUUGUAUUCACACGUCCUUUGUCUGUCAGAUUGACACCUCCACCAGCUGUGGUGAGUUGUGUGUUUAAAAUGAGGCUGAGCUGCACUUCCUCAGACGGAAGUAUUAAUAAUUUCUACUUAAGACUAAUGCUUGGGCUCAGGCUGGGAUGUGACAAUUCACACUUUUAGCACUACCUGUCCUUACUCUCUCCCCUCCCACUCCUCGGCAGCCCAAGGCAGGAGGCAGGCACUUCUUCACACAUUCCUGACAUAACAUUCCUAUCAGUCCAUAGUCCAAACUCGUAUUAACCUGGAUGGCAGGCACUGCUGCCCGUGCACAAGGGCACAGCAGCAGGACAAGGCCAGUUACAUGUUUCUCAGAAGCUGUUUUGCUUUUCUAAAGAGGGUGCACAUUUUAUAUACAAAGUGAAAUACUCUACCUGGGACUGCUGAGUGAGCUUGCAGCUAACUUUUUUAUGCAGAACAUAUGGUAUAAAAACUGAUAGCAGAGGGAUUUUAUUUAUUUUUUUUUCCUAAAGAGAACAUCUGCACUGUGAAGCUUGAGUACAGGUUUUUACUUGGCAGAAAUGUGGGCUUACAUUAUUUUUUUUUUUUCAUCUUCUCCAGUUCUUGUCUAUGCAGGUCUUUAGAAAAAGCAAUUAAAUCUUCAACAGUCUUCCCAUUUUCCUUUCCAAGUAUGACAUUUCAGCUGGAAUUAAUUGUGAUAAAAUAUGAUGCAAUGCACUUAUUCUUGGCCUGCGUAUUUCUUCCAGCCAUGGUUGUAUUUGUUCUUAACUGGCACAAAAUGCCCAACUUUUUCUGAAAAAUAGCAUUUCCCAUAAAGCCCACAUUUAUACAGAAUACAAAGAGGCAUGCAGAUGUCAUUCAAAUACCUUUCUCAGUGGGUCAGGGGGUAUGUGCUUCUUAAUUUUUCUAUCUAUGUAUCCAUCAAAAUGAAGGACUCCAAAAUAAUGGAUUUUAUAAUGAAGCUAAAAUUCUGUAAAACUCUGUACUAAUUCAAGCAUCAAGCAUAAGUAAUACAACUAGACAUGCUUGUAUUUUUUCCAGUAGAAUGAAGAAUAUUUUUAUAUGCAUUUUCUGUAUUCUGUCUUUGCAUGUCAGGUAUUAAUUUUUGAAGUAUAUUUUCAGUUUUUUACCCUUUUAAAAAGCUGCUUUUUAAAAGUAAUUGUAUCCAUGAACUAAAAAAUAAAGUUGUGUAUACUGAAAAUGGGCUCCAUGCA